This is a messenger RNA of Ambispora leptoticha, 702 nucleotides long. The record is from the annotation of a GenBank genome assembly. NCBI's taxonomy places the organism in Eukaryota, Fungi, Glomeromycota, Glomeromycetes, Archaeosporales, Ambisporaceae.
UUAAAAGAAGAAGUAAAUAAGUCUAAAUUGGAAAAAAAAGUAGUAGUAGAAACCGAGAAAAAGGAGGAAGCAGAAUUAAAAAUGGAACCUGAAACUAUUAAGUUUUUGGAUAAAUAUUGUCCGAAAGAGAAGAGGAAGAAUAUUGAGAUUUUGAAUAUUAGCAAAAAAAACUUAAAAGGACAUUUAGAUUUAAGGGAGUUUGUUAGUUUGGGAUGUUUAAAUUGUUUUGGUAAUCAAUUAACUAGUUUAGAUUUAAGUAAAUGUGUUGAUUUAGAAGAGUUAUUUUGUCAGAAUAAUCAACUAACUAGUAUAGAUGUCAGCCAUAAUCCUAAACUAACUGAUUUAUAUUUAGAUAAUGUUGAAAUCAUUGGAUUAAAAAAAACUUCGAUAAUUCGAUUUGGCUGUAGUGGUGAUUUACUCCGAGCAAACAUUAGUAAUUUAAAUAAGAUAGCAGGGCAAGUAAAUGAAGAAAUAGCCAAUAAUGAAGAAUUCUUAAAAAAGAUUUGUCCUUUGGAAGCAGAGGAAUUUAUUGAAAGCCAAUAUUACAAAACUAAACAAGGAAGAUCAACCGUCAGUGAUGAAAUAAUUCAGGAAUUAGUUCAAAAAUUACAACAAAUAAGUAAGAAAUUUCGAAAAAAUAAAAAUGACUAUUACGAUUAUGAGCCUUUAUACCUUGAUUAUCGUGCCUAUAAUUUAGUCUGA